UGGUCUGUCCUACAGGUCGGACACUCUCGGAUCAGAUUUGGUUGUAGCUACCUGGGACCAGACGGGCGCACCUGAAAGUGAAGUGCGCCUUCAUUCGCUCUCAAAAGUCCGCUCGGGUUUCACUUCUCGGUGAGAUAUUAAUGAAAAAUAAGUGAGACAGCGUAGCCUACUUUGGUAGCGGGUAAAUAUUUAACCGCACAACUCAAGCCGCAGUUUACAGAAGAGCUGACAUGAGGAGCUGAGCCAAGCAGUAGCGGAGUACGCAUACAGACCGCCUGUGUCCAGAGACACAAAAACAGGCCAACAGGUGUUUUUUGUAUUUUUGCAUGUCAUUUGACCUGGAUACACUGCUGUAAUCAUGCUCGGAGCGGAGAGCAGGCUGGAAAGCCGGUUAACGAAGCUGGAGAGCCUGAUGAGGAACCCACAGUCGGCACUGAACUUGGAAACCCUACUGGAUUCCAUGAACGCACUGGCUCAUGAUUUGAACUAUCCUGCCCUGCGGAAAAACAAAAACAUAGAGGCCUUUCUGAACCGGUAUGAAAAGGCGGUGAGUCAGCUGCGAGAGCUGCAGGUGAAGCUUGAAGACUUUGAAAAAGUGAAGUUGAUCGGGAGAGGGGCCUAUGGAGAAGUGCAGCUGGUCCGUCACAAGGCCUCUCAGAAGGUUUAUGCCAUGAAGCAGCUCAACAAGUUUGAGAUGAUCAAGCGGUCAGACUCUGCCUUCUUCUGGGAGGAGAGGCACAUUAUGGCGUUUUCCAACAGUCCCUGGGUCGUUCAGCUGUGCUGUGCUUUCCAAGACAACCACCACCUCUACAUGGUAAUGGAGUUCAUGCCUGGAGGCGACCUGGUCACACUCACCAUGAACUAUGACAUACCUGAGAAAUGGGCUCGCUUCUACACAGCUGAAGUAGUGCUGGCGCUGAACGCCAUCCACUCCUUGGGCUUCAUCCAUCGUGACGUUAAACCUGACAACAUGCUGCUGGACCAACACGGACACCUCAAACUGGCAGAUUUCGGCACAUGUAUGAAGAUGGACGCGACAGGGAUGGUGCACUGUGAAACAGCUGUAGGCACACCAGACUACAUCUCCCCGGAGGUGCUCCAGUCUCAGGGUGGUGAUGGUUACUACGGCCGGGAGUGCGACUGGUGGUCUGUAGGAGUCUUUAUCUACGAGUUGCUGGUCGGUGAAACUCCCUUCUAUGCUGAGUCCCUGGUUGGAACUUAUGGGAAGAUCAUGAACCACAAGAACACACUCAUCUUCCCAGAUGAUGUAGAGAUGUCUUCGGAUGCCAAAGACCUCAUCUGUGCCUUUCUUACUGACAGGGAGGUUCGUCUGGGCCGCACUGGAGUGGAUGAGAUCAAAUGCCACCCGUUCUUCAAGAACAACCAGUGGACCUUUGACAACAUCCGAGAGACUGUGGCUCCAGUUGUGCCAGAGCUGAACGGUGACAUAGACACCAGUAACUUUGAUGACAUAGAGGAUGAUAAAAGAGAUGCUGAGACCUUUCCUCCACCCAAAGCCUUUGUGGGCAACCAGCUACCAUUUGUUGGCUUCACUUACUUCAAGGAGGACCAGCUGCUGAACGGAAAUAACAACUGCUCUGUGGAGGAUUCAGAGGACAGUAAGGAAAACUGUGAGGACAAGGAGUAUUGCUCGGACAGUAAUAAAGAGCUGCAGAAAAAGCUUAAUCAGCUGGAGGAGCAGCUCGACCAUGAGAUGCAGGCCAAAGAUGAGCUGGAGCACAAGUGCAAAAAUGCCACCAACCAUUUAGACAAGCUGGUCAAAGAAUUAGACAAGGAGAUGAGUGGCAGGCAGAAAGUCGAGGCCUCGCUAAGGCAGCUGGAGAGAGAGAGAGCUCUGCUGCAGCACCAGAGUGCAGAGAACCUGCGCAAGGUGGAGAUUGAAACUGACAGAAAACGCAGCCUGGAAAACGAAUUGAACAACCUGAGGGACCAGCUAGAGGAUCUUAGGAAGAGGAACCAGAAUUCCCAGAUCUCCAAUGAGAAGAAUAUCCAGCUGCAGAAACAACUUGAGGAGGCCAACGCUGUGCUUCAGGCUGAGCAGGAGGCAGCAGCGCGGCUGAAGAAGAGUCAGGCAGAGGCACAGAAACAGGCGGAGAGCCUGGAGGUCAGCCUCAGGGAGAUGCAGGAAAACUGCAGCCAGCUGGAAAACGGCAAGAUGGAGCUGGAGAAGCAGCUGAUGGGGCUGCAGGCCGAGCUGGAGGAGGAGAGAAGAAAUCGCAACCUCGGGACAGAAACUAUUACUGACCUGCAGGGGCGUAUCUCAAGUCUGGAAGAAGAGGUGAAAGAGGUGAAGUCUUCUCUCUUCAAGGUCCAGACUGAAAAGAAGCAGCUACAGGAAAAGCUCAAUGACCUCGAGAAGGAGAAGAGCAACCAAGAGAUCGACUUGACGUUCAAGCUGAAGUCGCUCCAGCAGAGUCUGGAGCAGGAAGAGGUGGAACACAAGGCCACCAAAGCAAAGCUUGCAGAUAAAAACAAGAUCUACCAGUCCAUCGAGGAGGCCAAGUCUGAGGCCUUAAAAGAGAUGGAGUGCACCCUGCAGGAGGAGCACAGCAUGAAGCUGCAGGUGGAGGGAAAGCUGCUGCAACUAGAGAAGGACCACUCCAUGCUGGACUGUGACUACAAGCAAGCACAGCACAAAUUGGACGAGCUGCAAGCACAAAAGGAGAAACUUUCUGAAGAGGUAAAGAACCUGAGCUUGCAUCUGGAGCAGGAGAUCAACAAGCGGAGUCUGAGCCAGAGUGAUCUGAAGAUGCAGAACCAGCAGGUGUCGGUGCUCCGCUCCUCAGAGAAACAGCUCAAACAGGAGCUCAACCACCUGCUGGACAUGAAGCAAGUCCUGGAGAAACAGAACCAGGAGCUACGCAGGGAGAAGCAGGAGACAGGUGGCCAGCUGAAGGAACUGAAGGACCAACUGGAGGCAGAGCAGUAUUUCACGACCCUUUACAAAACGCAGAUCCGUGAGCUGAAGGACGAGUGUGAUGAGAAGAAUAAGCUGUACAAUGACGCACAGCAGCGACUGGCAGAAUAUCAGGAGGAGAGGGAUUCCCUGACUACCCAGCUGGAAGUCAGUCUGACCAAGGCGGACUCUGAGCAGCUGGCUCGCUCCAUCGCUGAGGAGCAGUACUCUGACUUGGAGAAGGAGAAGAUCAUGAAGGAGCUGGAGAUCAAAGACAUGAUGGCGAGACAUAAACAGGAGCUCAGCGACAAGGAGGCCACCAUCAGCUCGCUGGAAGAGUCCAAUCGCACUCUGACAGUAGAUGUGGCCAAUCUGGCCAGUGAGAAAGAGGAGCUCAACAACCAGCUGAAAGACAUGCAGCAACAGUUCCAGAAAGCCAAGGAGGAGGAGAAGCACAUGAACUCGCUCAAAGUAUCCUUUGAAAGGCAGCUGCAGAAUGAAAGGACUCUAAAAAUUCAGGCUGUCAACAAGCUGGCCGAGGUGAUGAACAGGAGGGAGACGGUGCAAGGAGGCCACCGAGGCAACGGCACCGAGGUGCACAGGAAGGAGAAGGAGAACAGGAAGCUGCAGCUGGAGCUGAGAGCCGAGAAGGAGAAACUCAACAGCACCAUCAUCAAAUACCAGAGAGAAAUGACAGAGAUGCAGGCGCUGAUAGCAGAAGAGAACCAGGUGCGUCUGGAGCUUCAGAUGGCGUUGGACAGUAAAGACAGCGACAUCGAGCAGCUUCGUUGCCAGCUCACCUCCCUCAGCGUUCACUCUCUGGACUCCACCAGCAUCAGCAGUGGCAAUGACCUGGACAUGGGUGACGGAUACCCAGUGCGCAUUACUCACUCCCACACCUCAGAAUCAAUGUCCUUCACCUACCAGCGCACACACAAAUCUGUCUGCAUCGACACCCGACCCAACCUUCACUCGGCUCACACUCUCUUUGACUCUGACUCUGAGGAUGAAGAAGAAUAUGACGGGCGGGUGGAGCAGGGCCACCGUCCCCUGGCCCUCACCUACGAACAGCCCCCUGAGGCUGAACCUGCAGACUCCAGGCUGGAGGGCUGGAUUUCACUUCCUACCAAGAACACAAAGCGGUUUGGCUGGGACAAAAAAUAUAUAGUUGUGAGCAGUAAGAAGAUCCUGUUCUACAACAGUGAGCUGGACCGAGAGCAGGCCAACCCUUUCAUGACCCUGGACAUCGAUAAGCUGUUUCAUGUCCGACCUGUCACUCAAACUGAUGUGUACCGUGCAGAUGCCAAAGAAAUUCCAAGGAUUUUCCAGAUCCUGUACGCCAAUGAAGGUGAGAUUAAACGUGACCAGGAGGUUGUAGUGGAGCCCACUCCGUAUGGUGAUCGUCCCUCCUACAUCAACCACAAGGGCCACGAGUUCAUCCUCACGCUCUACCACUUCCCCUCCAGCUGUGAGGUCUGCACUCGGCCCCUGUGGCACGUUUUCAAGCCCCCGCCGGCGCUCGAGUGCCGACGCUGCCACACUAAGUGCCACAAAGACCACCUGGACAGAAAGGAGGAAGUUAUUGUGCCUUGCAGGGUGAACUAUGAUAUAUCCACUGCCAAAGAGCUGCUUCUACUGACCAGCUCUCAGGAGGAGCAGCAGCGCUGGGUCAAUCACCUCUUCAAACGCAUCCCGAGGAAACACCCGACAAUGAGUCCUCCCUCUGCAGCACAAAACAUUCCUCCUGAAGCAACGUUACGUUCCUCUCCACGAGUCUCUCCGCGACCUUCACCCAGGAGUUCGCCUCACAUGUCUGCCCAUCGCGGAGCCGUCAAGAUCCAGCCCAGCAAACAGCAGCAGCCAUCAGGGAAGCCCAGCGCUGGCCCCAUGCUCCGUAUCAUCCUCCACUGACCUUUGACCUCUUCACCUCUGACCCUACCAUUCUAAUGUCUCUCAUGCUGGGAGACUUUAACCCUGGUUGAUCAAAGGUCUAAUCCAUUGUCACUAUCAGCUGUGUGACUGUAUGUUCUGGAUAAAUUAGUAUCCCACCUGCUGUGCUGACCGCUGUGACCUCAGGUGGCUUUGCAGCCCUCACCUGCUGGUUCUCCUCCUCAUCAUGAAUCAACAUUUUAUGCUUUUAUCUCUAAUCUUUUAAUUUACAUUUUUAAAAAGGAUGACUUUCUUGCAGUGGUGGUAAGUACAUUUAAAAGAAAGUACUGUACUUAAGUACACAUUUUGAGGUACUUGUUCUUUACUAGAGUAUUUCAUGCUACUUUAUACUUGUACUCCACUACAAUUCAAAGGGGAAAUAUUGUUCUUUUUACUCCACUAUAUUUGUUUUAGAGCUUUACUUACUAGUUACUAAACAGAUUAAGAGUUUAUAUACAAAACAUAUGGUGAGUUUAUAAAAUAUGAUACAUUGUUAGAUUAAACUACCCAUCAGUAUAACAGUAAAAUGCUACAUACACAUUAAUGCAUUAAUGUAGUAAUAAUAAUCUAAUAAUGUAAUACAUUAUAGUAUAACACUCACAAGGGCCAUUUUCUGCAUUAUCAGUGCUUUUACUUUUGACACUUGAUACAGUUUGCUAAUAAUACUUACUUUUACUUAAGUAACAUAUUCAAUGCAGGACUUUUACUUGUAAUGGUGUGUUUUUAUAUUGCAGUAUAGCUGCUUUUACUGAAGUAAAUGAACUAAAUACUUCCUCCAACAUUGCUUUCUUGUCAUGUUACCUCAAGGUGAUAUGGGCAAAAAUUGAAACACAUGUAUGUGUAGCCUCAUAUAUUGUAGCACACUUGAUGUGCUAAUAGAUGUUUUAUCAAGAACAAGGUGCACUCAUGACUGUUAUGUUGUUUAACCUUUCCUCUGUUUUCACUGUUAUUUCACUAUCUGCUCCUCUGUAUGUC
Siniperca chuatsi (mandarin fish) is the source of this 5821-nucleotide messenger RNA. Its product is annotated as rho-associated protein kinase 2-like. Gene Ontology annotation, cellular component: cytoplasm; cytoskeleton; centrosome. Gene Ontology annotation, molecular function: small GTPase binding; ATP binding; Rho-dependent protein serine/threonine kinase activity. Gene Ontology annotation, biological process: Rho protein signal transduction; smooth muscle contraction; peptidyl-threonine phosphorylation. Lineage: Eukaryota; Metazoa; Chordata; Actinopteri; Centrarchiformes; Sinipercidae. The record is from RefSeq and is a predicted model, not a curated record. The transcript is spliced from 35 exons. The coding region runs from base 359 to 4828 and encodes 1489 amino acids.